Molecule: messenger RNA, 1249 nt
Organism: Oncorhynchus kisutch (coho salmon)
Lineage: Eukaryota; Metazoa; Chordata; Actinopteri; Salmoniformes; Salmonidae
Product: gastrula zinc finger protein XlCGF7.1-like
Exons: 2
Coding region: 238-1032 (264 amino acids)
Biological process (GO): regulation of transcription by RNA polymerase II
Cellular component (GO): nucleus
Molecular function (GO): DNA-binding transcription factor activity, RNA polymerase II-specific; RNA polymerase II cis-regulatory region sequence-specific DNA binding
Source: RefSeq, a predicted model, not a curated record
GGACGGGACGCUUCUUCAACAACAUCUCGUCAGCCACCUCGGUAGCUUCCUAGCGGAAACGUUCAAGCUUCGGUCUAUAUUUACUUCUGUAUUUGGAACAUAAUUCUGUCUUUUAACUAGUUUCCCCAUUUCAUGUCAUAUUUCCGUUUAGUCAGGUAACGGUAGCUGGCUUGAUAAAUGAGCCUAUCACUAGGCUAGUCGCUAACUAGCUAGGUUAGCUGGCUAACAUCCCCGACCAUGAGCUCAGCAAGCUGCUGCCCUCCUGCUAAAAAAGAGGUCUGCUGGAAGGAGAAAGAAGGUAUUUGGCUGAACGUUGUCGUGAAAGAGGAGAAUGAAGAGGAGGAUGUCACAGUAAACGAAGAAGUCGAGGGUGAGGCUGUUACACAGAAAGAAGAGGAAGAAAACCAUUAUACUUUAUUUGGAGUGAAUGAAGGAGAGAUAACUGUCAUAUUGAAGGAGGAGGAGAGGGAAGAAGAGGAGGAGGAGACAGAAGAUCUGAGUAACACCAGAGAGAGACCAGACUCUCCUUCUGACAGCAGGAAGAGUCCUUCAGGGAAACCAGACCCCGAGACGUCCAAACCAGCAGGACGACAUCACUGCUCCCAGUGUGGAAAGAGUUUUACCCAGUUAGGGAGCCUGAGAACACAUAAGAGAAUACACACUGGAGAGAAGCCUUACCACUGUUCCCAAUGUGGAAUGUCGUUUACCCAGUUAGGGAGCCUGCAAACGCAUGAGAGGGGACACACAGGGGAAAAGCUUUUCCAAUGUUCCCAUUGUGGAAAGAGUUUUGGCCAGGUAGGAAACCUGAACAAGCAUGAGAGGACACACACAGGUAAGAAGAUGUACCGCUGCUCCCAUUGUGGAGAGAGAUUUACCCGGUUAAGGUACCUGAAAGAGCAUGAAGGAAUACAUACAAAUACACAGGAGGAGAAGACAUACCACUGCUCUCAUUGUGGAAAGACCUUUUCCCAGUCAGAGAACCUGAAAACACACGAGAGAAUCGAGAGGCUGUGUUCUGACUUGUGUUUUUGACUGAGAAUGUGUGUGUUUGUUUGGGCUGUCAGACUUGAGUUCACUUUGUGUAAUGUUAGUGCACUAUUUUUAAUUGUGAUUAAUCCAUUGUCUGAAAGGGUUAAAAACACACUGAAAACAUCCAGAAUACAUCCUAUAUACAGCUACAAUCUACAAUGCCAUGUAAACACAAGAUGACAUUGAGGUUAAAUAAAGUGUGAUUUAUCAAUGGAACAUA